Thelazia callipaeda (thelaziosis nematode) is the source of this 2970-nucleotide messenger RNA. Lineage: Eukaryota; Metazoa; Nematoda; Chromadorea; Rhabditida; Thelaziidae. The record is from the annotation of a GenBank genome assembly.
AUGGCAGCAAUAGAUCAACAACAAGUUUUAAAUCUCUUGGAGGCAUUCAGUUUUGGAGACAGACAAGGUACGUCGACGGGUAUGCCGCAGUAUCAAUCGGUACUGCAAGUGCCAAAUAUUUUGGGAAAUUCUCAAUAUGUACAAGCGGGAAGCAGCCAGCAGCAACAUCAGCAGCCUCAACAGCUUCAACAACAACAACAACAGGAUGCGUAUCAACUAGCUCCCAUUAGUGCUGCUCCAGUGCAACUGAUGCUUGGGGGAAGCGGUGGGGCGUCAUCGUUUGAGAAUCAUCCAGCUGGAUCAUUGGCACCAGGUGGGCCAGUAGGAGGUGGAGAUGGUUCUGGAGCACCCAUUCCACCUGCAGCUAAUGUACCACCAACACGUCCUCCUGGGCAACCAGCUGGCUCUCUGCAGUUUCAAUGUCCUCGUAGACCUAAUCAUGGAGUAGAAGGACGACCGAUCGUUUUACGAGCAAAUCAUUUUGCGGUUCGUAUUCCUGGAGGUAACAUUCAGCAUUAUUCAAUUGAUGUGCAACCAGACAAGUGUCCGCGUCGAGUCAACAGAGAAAUUGUUAACACUAUGAUUCGUGCAUAUCAGAAAGUGUUCAGUAGUGCUCGUCCAGUUUAUGAUGGUAAACGUAAUAUGUAUACUCGAGAUCCAUUACCAAUUGGACGCGAACGACUGGAACUUGAAGUUACAUUGCCUGGAGAUUCUGCUGUUGAAAGACAGUUUGCUGUUACAAUCAAAUGGGUUUCUACUGUGUCAUUAUCCGCCCUAGAAGAUGCAAUGGAGGGACGAGUUCGUCAAGUGCCUUUCGAGUCUGUCCAAGCAAUGGAUGUGAUUUUACGACAUUUACCAAGUUUGAAAUAUACUCCUGUAGGACGGUCCUUUUUUUCGCCGCCCUUAGGUUCAACGCAUGGUCCGUCUCAUUCAGCUCAACAGUAUCAUACGGAAAGUAAACUCGGUGGUGGUCGUGAAGUGUGGUUUGGCUUUCACCAGAGCGUACGUCCAAGCCAGUGGAAAAUGAUGCUCAAUAUUGACGUUUCGGCAACCGCGUUUUACCGUUCAAUGCCUGUAAUCGAAUUUAUUGCGGAGGUACUGGAAAUACCAGUACAAGCAUUGUCCGAUCGUCGUACACUAUCAGAUGCUCAGCGUGUUAAAUUUACGAAAGAAAUACGUGGUUUAAAAAUCGAAAUUACUCACUGUGGUUCGAUGCGACGGAAGUACCGCGUGUGUAAUGUUACUCGACGAGCAGCUCAAGUUCAAACAUUUCCAUUGCAAUUAGAAACGGGCCAAACCAUUGAUUGUACUGUUGCCAAAUAUUUUUUCGACAAGUAUCGGAUGCAAUUGAAAUAUCCACAUUUGCCUUGUUUGCAAGUAGGACAAGAACAAAAACAUACUUAUCUACCUCCGGAAGUAUGCAAUAUUGUACCUGGACAACGAUGUAUCAAAAAACUUACGGAUACGCAAACAAGCACAAUGAUUAAAGCUACAGCUAGAUCAGCACCAGAACGUGAGCGUGAAAUAUCAAAUCUAGUUCGCAAAGCUGAGUUCAAUGCGGACCCAUUUGCUCAUGAGUUUGGUAUUGCAAUCAAUCCAGCAAUGACUGAAGUCAAAGGUCGUGUGUUGAAUGCACCAAAGUUGCUUUACGGCGGUCGAACAAAAGCUACAGCGCUACCUAAUCAAGGUGUAUGGGAUAUGCGAGGAAAACAAUUUCAUACUGGUGUGGAAGUCAAAGUUUGGGCAAUCGCAUGCUUUGCGCAACAACAGCAUGUGAAAGAAAACGAUCUUCGCAAUUUCACCACUCAGCUCCAACGAAUAUCCAAUGAUGCAGGAAUGCCAAUCAUAGGACAGCCUUGUUUUUGUAAAUAUGCGGUAGGAGUUGAUCAAGUUGAGCCAAUGUUCAAAUACCUAAAAACAACUUUUGUGAACAUCCAACUUGUUUGUGUUGUAUUGCCAGGAAAGACGCCUGUUUACGCUGAAGUUAAACGGGUUGGUGACACAGUAUUAGGUAUCGCUACUCAGUGCGUGCAAGCCAAAAAUGUAAUCAAAACUACUCCCCAAACCCUUUCUAAUUUGUGCUUGAAAAUGAACGUAAAAUUGGGUGGUGUUAAUUCGAUCCUUUUGCCGACUGUUCGGCCCAGAAUAUUCAUAGAACCAGUUAUAUUUCUUGGUUGUGACAUAACGCAUCCUCCUGCGGGGGAUUCGCGUAAGCCCUCUAUUGCAGCUGUUGUUGGGAGUAUGGAUGCCCAUCCAUCGCGUUACGCAGCUACUGUUCGUGUACAGGCACAUCGUCAGGAAAUAAUCAGUGACCUCACAUAUAUGGUGCGUGAACUUCUCAUUCAGUUUUAUCGCUCAACACGUUUCAAGCCUACAAGAAUUAUUAUCUAUCGAGAUGGUGUUUCAGAGGGGCAGUUUUUCAAUGUUUUACAAUAUGAGCUACGAGCUUUACGUGAAUGCUGUAUGUUGCUUGAAGAAGGCUACCAGCCAGGAAUCACUUUUAUCGCCGUACAAAAAAGACACCAUACUCGUUUAUUUGCUGUUGAUAAGAAAGAUCAGGUUGGAAAAGCAUUCAAUAUUCCUCCUGGCACAACUGUUGAUGUCGGCAUAACACACCCCACUGAGUUCGACUUUUAUUUGUGUUCUCAUGCAGGGAUUCAGGGAACAUCGCGCCCAUCUCAUUAUCAUGUUUUGUGGGAUGAUAAUCAGCUAAGCGCCGAUGAGUUACAACAGUUAACAUACCAAAUGUGUCAUACAUAUGUGCGUUGUACAAGAUCGGUAUCGAUUCCUGCACCAGCUUAUUAUGCACAUUUAGUGGCGUUCAGAGCUCGUUAUCAUUUGGUUGAUCGAGAACAUGACAGUGGGGAAGGUUCGCAACCUUCUGGUACAAGUGAAGAUACUACUUUAAGCAAUAUGGCGCGUGCAGUUCAAGUUCAUCCCGAUGCAAAUAAUGUAAUGUAUUUUGCCUGA